GUGGAUGUUUUUCUCAUAGAAGCAGUAGAUAUUGGAACUCUGUGUCAGCUUAUUGUGGAAAAAGGAAAAGGCUCUGCUUGGCACCUCCAGAAGGUUAUGGUGAAAGAACCACAAUAUGAAGGAAAAGAGACACUCUUUAUUUCACAGACAUGGCUGAGAGACACAAAUGAAAAGAAAAAAUAUGCAUCACUAACUCUGAAUGCUAACGAAGUACUGGAUAAGGGAAGCACAACUGCCUCAUUGUUAUCAAGCCAAAACAUGAAAUCAGAAGGUCUAUGGAAGAUAUCUUUCACUACAUGUCGUGAAGAUUCAUCAAAAGCAUUUGAAGAAUUUGGAGAAAACAUUACCAAACUGAUUUGGGUGUUCUAUGGAAACAGGGGCAAAUCCGAACCAAUUUCUUUGAUGAGCAAAACAGGAAUUCAAGCUGAUGACAAAUUAAUGUUUGAUGUAUAUUUCCCAUCUGAUUUAGGAACACUUUAUAAAGUGAAAAUUGGAGUUCAUCUCUUGGAAGAAAGCAUAUGGCAAUUGUUUCAUCAUUGCAAAAUCCAGAACACUGUAACCCUGGAUACCUUUAGUCUCUCAUUAAAUGAAACAUUUCCUCUUCUUAAUAGAGACCAGUGGCUUGAGUUCCCUAUUGAAUGGCCAUUAAGGAAAGCCCUUUCUGUGAUUACAUAUGAUGUAAAAAUAUUCUGCAGUGAUAUUGUGAGCAAAAUAAGCAUGGUGCCUAUCUCUCUGUAUGUAUAUGGAACCAAUGGAGAUACUGAAGAUCGAAGACUUUUGUUGUCACCAUCAUCUACAAUUGAGAAAGGAGAAAUUGGGCAGUCGUUUACAGGUCACAUAGAUGCUGUGGAUUUGGGGAAAUUGUACAAAAUUGUCCUUCUCAUUGGAAGCACAUCAUCCUGCAAAUUGGCAAUUAAAGCCUUGCACUUAAAGGAAAAUUUAAAACAAGAGCCUGUGUACAUAUUUGAAGUGAAUGAAACAUUCCAUCUGGACAUUGAUAAACCUGAAAUAAGGAGAGAAAUCCCUGUCUCUUUGGUUACUAAGGAAGAUAACGGAUCAGAAAAUCUGACAGAACAUAUUAUUAAAGUGUACACUGGUGAUAAAAGAGGGGCAGGAACUGAUGCCAAUGUUCAUAUCAUUUUGUUUGGAGACAUGGAUACAUCUCAUUUAAUUCAACUCAAAACCUCUCUUGAUCAUCGAGAUCCCUUUGAAAAAGGAAAGGUAAGUAAUAUUGCCCAGGUAAACAUAUCUUUUUUUUAAAAAUUGGCCAUAUCAAAUAUUACAAGUUUUAGAUGAAAAUAUAUAUACCUGAUAAUUGAAGGAGUAAUUAAGUAGCUAAUGCACAAAUAUAGACAUCUAUAUCUAUAUCUAUAUCUAUAUCUAUA
Molecule: messenger RNA, 1385 nt
Organism: Thamnophis sirtalis
Lineage: Eukaryota; Metazoa; Chordata; Lepidosauria; Squamata; Natricidae
Source: RefSeq, a predicted model, not a curated record